Messenger RNA from Mauremys mutica (yellowpond turtle), 2609 nucleotides. It is a transcript of the gene TRIAP1, whose product is annotated as TP53 regulated inhibitor of apoptosis 1. The transcript has 2 exons. Bases 108 to 338 code for a protein of 76 amino acids. The record is from RefSeq and is a predicted model, not a curated record. NCBI's taxonomy places the organism in Eukaryota, Metazoa, Chordata, Testudines, Geoemydidae.
ACACGUCACUUAGGAACGCCGCCCUUAGCAGCAGCGGGGGUGGGGGUCUUCGUUCUGGGGCAGGGCGGCGCGAGGCCCGGUCGCUACCCUGGGCCCGCGGCUGCGCCAUGAACAGCGUGGGGGAGGCCUGCACGGAGCUGAAGCGCGAGUAUGACCAGUGCUUCAACCGCUGGUUCGCCGAGAAGUUCCUCAAGGGGGAGAACGCGGGGGACCCCUGCGGGCAGCUCUUCAAGCGCUACCAGCUCUGCGUGCAGAAAGCUAUUAAGGAGAAAGACAUACCCAUUGAAGGGCUGGAAUUCAUGGGUCCCAGUAAAGGAAAAGCUGAAAAUGCCUCCUGACCUUGUUUGGGCAUAUUGUGCCAUUACAAUGACAUUUUGGACUUGGAAAAAGAACCUCACAAAGACUAGAAGAUUGCCUUGGAUUAGCUGCUGUUUCUGCCUGGCUUUUUAAGAAGCAAGAAGUCUUUUCUGCACUUUCUUUCAGCUAGGUUGUGUGGCAAUUACUGCUUCAUCUUAAAUGAAUGUUGUUGGUGGUCUGGCAUCAUGUGGUGUGUGAAAAGCCUUUUUAUCAAUCUAUGAUCAUCAGUGAAUGUACUCUCAACAGGGGAAUAUUUAUUGAAAGGGGUUUAGAUAUUAGCUGGUUUAUAAUCAGUUGCUUUAUUUAUAUUAGCAUUUAAAAUUGUCUAAAAUUAAUGUGAAAGGGGUUAAUUUACUUUUAGGGGAGUGUGCUGCUGGAUUUUUAUUGGGAUAGAGUUGGCUUCAGUUUUCCUGAAAACUGAUGUGCUACAGCUUUGCUUCAUAUUGUGCAACUUUAGUGGUGUCAUAGAAGUACUACUGCUAGAGUUGCAAUUAUUUUUGUUUGAACACACAAGGUGUUAUUUUAAUAUAGAAUACACAUCUGUUAAGUAAAGUUAUGCUUGACUAAAUGAGACAACUGUCCAAUUAAACCUGCGUGUGCCCUUUAAGAUGGAAAGGGGACAGCCUGUCCCAGAAGUGAACAAGAGCAACUGCUUUCAGAAGGUACUUUCAACAGCCUCAGGCACUCUGUGCAGAGUUGAAAGGCACUGAUGCAACCUUGAAUUUAACUCUAUGCUACUGAAUGGCUGUUGCCCCAUCAAUAAAGCUUCAACAGCAAUUCAAUUACACUUCAGUUGUCCUCCUCCAACAGGCACCCCCUACGUGCCCAAAAACACUCCACAGAUUAGCCUCAAAAUCAUGAAGUUAGAUGUCAGCUUAAGUUAGAUACUUGAAUUAGACAAGGGAUUCCUGCCUUAUGACACCCUAAAACAGUACCCAGCUGCCAGUUGGAAAUUUGUCUUCCUGCUUUGUAAUAAGAAAUCUGAAAGGAGAGGGAGAAAUUCAACUUUAUAAUAUAUCUCUGCAUGAAAACUAAUGUCCUAAACCAAAAUUUAGCUGGCUGAAAUCUGAUUUCAAGAGUUAUUGAAAUUUUGAUUUAGUAAUAUCAGGAACUGUUGAAUGGUGAUCUUAGUGUAGCAUGUAAAGGAUUAGUCAAGAACUAAGCUUGUUUUCCAAAUUUCUUUAGAGACUUUUGUUUAGCCCUCUUCCUUACAGCAAUGCACCUUGCCCUCUAGCCUUCUUACUGAAAAAGACUUUUCCGUAGGGAGGCUCUGGAUAGUGGGUUUUUUUUUAACUCAAGUCAACCUGAAGUCUAUGAAAAACAAAGCUUCCUGCUCCUGCCCCAGCCCUUCCUCCCUAAAUCCCUCUGGAGAUCUUCAAGAAUGGAUUUUUUUUCUGCAGACCUUAAUGUAACUGGAGAAAGCAAGAGGUGUGGGGGACUCAGAACAGCAAUUAGUUUCCCCCUUCUCUGAGCCUAAGGUUUGCAAAAGGAGAAAGUCCCUCCGCCCCCAGAGCCUUAUGAAAGAGUUGAGGGAGGGAGUUUCCUCCCCAUUCACCCAUCAUGAGCACAGGGAGCAGCUGAAGGAGUGAGAAAAGGAGUCUCCUCUAUUGAUAUUGCUUCUCCUCUCCACUGGAUGUGUUAAAAACCAUUGCCAUUCUUUUGGACCAUAGGAGGGUUUCAGUCCUUUGGAAAUGAGUGAGUUAAUAGGACAGGAGCUCUCUUCCUAGGCUCUAAACAUGGGGGAAAAACAUUUCUUAAUGAGACUUUUUGUAAGAAGUGGAGCUGCUUUAUUACAGACCAGAGGAGAACUGCAGCUACAGUACUCUGGUACAAAGGAUGAUUCAUGAGACUUUUGACCAACCAAUGAAAGCAGACUUAUUUCUUGGACUUUCUGGAGGCUGCAGUGUGCCUACUGUUGUAGGUCACUAGAGUUUGCAGAAACUGAGUUUUUGUUUACUAGUCCUCAUAACAAUUUUUAAAAACUCAUUAAAGAAAUUUCCAUAACUUCAGUAAGAUGGAAUUAAUAUUUCAGCUAUUUAAUUGCUGUAAGUACAUACUACCAUUAAAAAACCUCCAGAAAAUACAGUUAAGGUUGUAGUUCUCAAACAAGGUCCCUGAUCUAUCUUAACUGCCCCUAGUGAUGCUCUGAUCAUAGUGAACUGUAAUAUUAUGGUCAUUGAGCUAAUGAAACUUCUGAAUACAUAACAUUUAGAAUACCUUAAGGGGCUGUAUGGCCAUAUAUAACACCCCAA